CGAGUGACCAAUUGAACGCCUGUGGUUUAGUGCCACAAAGAUGAUCUCAAGAUGAUCAACAAGGCGGAAGCCAGAGUAUCAAAUUACGGUGUUCUAUUUUGAAAAUGUACAUUUUACCCGUGUUGGCCAUUAUUGUGUUGGUCCAAUGUGUUGUUUGUAGCAAAGACAGACCUUUAAUUAAUGUAGCGUUUGUAGCGUAACUAGCUUACUAGCAGCGUAACUGCUUACUGCACGGGAAUUUCUGCCUCUCUACCGGGAGCCUCUUCUGCAGGUUGUCAAGAUCUGCUACCUUUAUUUCACAAUGGAAGAGGAUAAUCCCGUCGCCUUGGCUGACAUCUGUCUAGCCUCGGUCUGUCACAGUUUGGAGCGGCUUUGUGUGAAACGUGAAGACGGAUCACUUUGUUUCUGCCACUGCCCAGUCUUCCCUCAGAUGCUAGCUGACCAGUUGCUUGGCAAGAUGGCAGAGGACGGUGUGCUAAAUGAUAGAACCAUUGGAGUCUUCCGCAGCUAUGAGCACUUGCGUCUCCGCCGCGUGUGCCUCCGGGCGUCGCAUCUCUCUGCUGAGGCUUUCCGCCUCGCCACACAGCCCCAUAGGCUUCAGGAGCUGGAUACAUCCAAAGUUAACGGUGGCUUGACUGUAUCAGAUGUUCUGCUUAGCCUCACAGCCAACAAAGAGUCUCGGGACAACAUUCAACGGCUUAACCUGAGCGGACUCGAAAUGGGAGAGGGCUGCCUUGAGAACAAGCGGCUCAGCUUCAGCUCGUUGCCGGGCCUGAGAACCGUGCUUCUGGCCGGCACAGAGUUGGACGACUCUGGGCUGGAGGACAUCUGCACCCUUCCUCGGCUUGAGGUACUGGACAUUUCCAGCACACGUGUCACUGAUCUCACGCCUCUGCUGGACUGUCAGGCCACCCUAAAGUCCCUGUCGGCCCACGGCCUCAGGCACCUCGAGAUGCCCGCUACGCGCCUCCUGCUAGUGCUGGGCCGGCUAGAGGGUCUCAGGCACCUGGACCUCUCAGACGACAGGCUGAGCAACGAGGGGGACGGUAUGGUAGAGAAGCUGCUGGAGAAGCCCGUCAUCCUCCCGGCGCUGGUGUCGCUCGACGUGUCCGGCUGGAGGGGAAUAACAGAGGCUUCGAUCGAGGCGUUUCUGGAAGCGAGGCCACACAUGAACUUCGUUGGACUGCUGGCCACUGGAGCAGGCUUCAGUGACUUCUUUACUGCGAAAAGCAACUUGAAGGUUGCUGGAGAGGCCAACAUCAACCAGAUCAGUGAGGCCCUGAGGAGAUACUGUGAGAGGGAGUGCUUUAUACGGGAGGCUAUGGUUCACCUCUACAGCCUGACCAAUGACACGGAGGAACCUCAGCCAGAUGUCUUGAAGCUGGUGUCCAUGGGAAUGAAAAAUCACGAACAGUCCUUGCAUGUCCAGCUGGUGGCCACAGCCUGUGUAUUCAACCUCACAACUCAAGAUAAGACCCUAGGCAUGCCACUGGAACUUCUGAGAAUCACAGUUCAUCAGCUUCUGACAGCCAUGAGGAAUUUUCCAAACCAUGAACAGUUACAGAAGAACUGCUUACUUUCACUCUGCAAUGACCGAUUUUUACAAGAUGUCCGAUUUGACAGAUUUGAUGCAGCUAAGCUGGUUAUGGCCUGGUUGAGCAGCCGUGAGGACCACACCCUGCAGAGGAUGGCUGUAGCAAUUGUCUCCACACUGGUGUCUAAGCUUACCACUGAGGAGACUGCACGACUUGGUGCUGAGGCCUUUAUCAUGGAGCAACUCCUCAGCAUUGUACAGCAGAAGGCCUCAGCAGGGGUGGUGGACUCCACCCUGAAGUUCGCUCUGAGCGCCCUGUGGAACCUGACAGAUGAGACACCAACUGCCUGUUGCCACUUCAUCCAGUGCCAGGGCCUGGAGCUGUAUACGGAGGUGCUUGAGUCCUACUACACAGAGUCCUCCGUCCAGCAGAAAGUCUUGGGUUUGUUGAAUAACAUUGCAGAGGUGGUGGAGCUGAGGGCAGACCUGAUGGAUGAAGACCUCCUGGAGUACGUGCUCACCCUUCUCGGGGGUGCUGAUGUGGAGGUUGGGGUCAGCUACUUUGCAGGUGGGAUCCUGGCCAACCUGACCUCCACAGGAGUGUCCGCCUGGACCCUGGACCUUGAUCUUCAUGACUCCAUCCUGACCAAGCUGCAUUCUUCCAUCCUGAAAUGGACCCCACCCCAACAUGAAAUGGUGUCCUAUAGGUCAUUCCAGCCAUUCUACCCUUUGCUCCAUAGCUCUCAGCCCACUGGGGUGCAGCUCUGGGCUGCCUGGGCGGUGCAUCUGGUUUGUGGACAAAAUGCCUCUCAGUAUGCCAGCAUGCUUCAGGAGGAGGGGGGCCUGGACAUUCUGAAGGACCUCAUUACGCACCCUGACACUCAUGACGAUGUCCGCGGGCUAGCAGAAAGCAUUGUGGGCAUUUCAGAACAGAACCUGGCUAAGCAAGCCCUUUGAGAAGAGGGGAUGCCCUUUAACAUGUCAUCUACAGAACACUGGACAUGUGUUUAGGCGUACAUCACGGAAGCAGGCUUCUUCUGCAUGUCCUGGACUCUCUGAGCCUCGUGACUGGCUCCCUCAUGAGAGCUCACAUUUCAUGUGGGACAGUUGCUGAUAGCUGUUGAACCAAUGAAACAGGUUGCUCCCGAAAUUGUGUGCAGAGUCUACAGACAGAUGUCUGACAUUUAGGUAGACUGUUUUGAAGAGGCAACAUUUUCUUGUUUAAAGUAACACUAUGCAAUAGUUUCCCACUUUUUGAGGUUUGUUUUUAUGAGCAACAACUUUUGGUCUAGCCAAAUUACACCCCUCCCUUAUGUGUUGAAGGCGGUAAUGGACUCAAUUCAAGCCAUUUUGUUUCCCAUUUACAAAGCCAAGACUGUGAAUGCACAGUUUUGAGCGCCCACACAGAGUGGACAGCUACAGGACCAUGGGGAGCAAUUUGCUAAAUUUGACAAAAAAAUCUAUUGGAUUACAAUCGCACACUGCACCUCUAACUACCACCAACGUAAUGCUUAAAUUGUUCCCCACCUCAUUUUAAUUAAUUAAUUGAGCACAGCUAAAUCCUGCCCCUCUGAUCCCACAAUUAUCACAAAUGCCAUUGUGAAUGUGUUACAAAGUACCUGUCUGAUUGAUAAAGGGCUAACAUACAAACUGAAAUGGCCCAUUAAAUAUACUGGACACUGUAUUAACAAUUUAGUUAGACAUGUCCCUCCAUAAACCACUUCAGGACACCAGUGCUCCAUAGAUACGGACAGAUCAUUUGAUAUUUAUGUCUAGUUUUGGUGAUUCAGUAUCCUGCCGGGUAAAUUUGGUAUUUUAUUCAGUAUCCUAUCAGGUAAAUAAAAUGAUUUAUUUAACUUAUUCAAUUGUAAGAAAAUAUAUAUUUGAUAUAUCAAUAAAAAAAUUUACUAUAUCUGCCUUUCUCAUGUUUUCUGUGCAAUGGCUUCAAGGAUGAAAUUCUUCUGAAUAAAUCAGGAGUACUGCUCUUGAUUAAUCCUCAUUAACCUUCACCACUUUUACUUCAUUAGUGUUCCACAGGUUGGCCUAAGGUAUCCUGCCGGUGGCUGCCUGGUCAUUUGCAAAUACAGAGUUCUUUAAAAUAGUCAUUGACAAAGGAGUAACUAUACUUUACUACAGAAACUAGUGUCGUUUCUUGACCACACAAAAACAGCUGAGCUGCUAAUAUCUGUGGUUAAUAUGAACAAAACAUAUGGUGAUGAUGCAUCAAAUGUGUUAAGCUAUGACCAUAGGCAAGCAGCAAACUGAGUGUCCUUCACCACUGUGCAUGAAAGUAAAAGUGUUUCUGUUGGGCUAUGAAGGUUGGGCACUUAUGAAAUCCAAUUCUGCUCAAACGUGCAGCACAUAGAUGCAUAUAUGGAGGACAGAUGGCACCCUGCUCUAACACAACGUGUUACCACACUACUCACAAAGACAGCUGCAGUACUCACACAGAUGGGCCUGACAUAGACACAAAUGCUCAC
This is a messenger RNA of Clupea harengus (Atlantic herring), 4014 nucleotides long. It is a transcript of the gene zyg11l, whose product is annotated as zyg-11 family member, cell cycle regulator, like. Gene Ontology annotation, cellular component: Cul2-RING ubiquitin ligase complex. NCBI's taxonomy places the organism in Eukaryota, Metazoa, Chordata, Actinopteri, Clupeiformes, Clupeidae. The record is from RefSeq and is a predicted model, not a curated record.